UGAGAAGGACACGUUUUGGGACUGAAUUUUUAUUAUCAAAGGUCCCUCAUCUACUAUGACUGACCCCACACGAAGUACAAUAUUGGUGUAUCUGGGGGAGGGCGCAUGUGAAGAGAAUGCUGAAGUCGUGGUAGAGACUCUAAAGAGACAUCUGAAUGAGAAGGAUUAUGUCUUUAAGUACAUCUCCCCGGAGGAGACUAUUGAAGGAAACUGGAAAAAGUCAACAGCCCUGUAUGUGAUCGGUGGAGGGUAUGACCUCGGGUAUAUCCACGCCCUUGGGGAUAAAGGGACACUUCAGGUUCAACAGUAUGUCCAGGAAGGAGGAGCCUAUCUAGGGCUCUGUGCAGGAUCUUACUUUGGAUGCGACUACAUAGAAUUUGAUAAGAAAGGACCCCAGGAAGUUUGUGGGGAAAGGAUCCUUAAAUUUUUCCCAGGUUUAUGCGUUGGUCCGGUGUGGGGUCCUUACAAUUAUGGCAGUGAGAGUGGAGCCAGAGCCGCCCUGGUGGACUACUAUGACAAGGGGACCCAACUCUCUCCAACCACACUCCGAGCCUAUUUCAAUGGUGGGGGCAUGUUUCUCUUUUAUGCGGACCAGUUCCUAUCUGUCAAACGUAUUCCUGAUCAAGUUUUAAAGAAGCACUGCAAAGAAUCUUUUAAAAAGGAGCAAUCUAGUAAAAAGGAAAUUGUUGAGAGUAAACAAAAGGAAUCGGGACUGAAAGAUUUUAGUGAUACGGAGCCUGAGUUUUGUGAGGAAUAUGGACCUGAAGAUUUGACACACACACUAGGAGUGCAUAGAACAGAGGGAGAGAAAGGGAAUGCAUUUUGUGAUAUAGGUACAGAUUUAUCAAAAUUGCCAAUAGAACCAAAUGCCAAAAGAUCAAAAAUCGACCACAAGAAAAGUGAAGUCGCAUCUCAUACCAAACAUGAAUCAGAUGGUAGCAUGAAGGAGAAAUCAGUCACAAGACAAGUAAGAUCACUGAAUAAGAAUGUGGAGGUACUAGCUGUGUACCGUGAGAUUGAGGGUCAGCCAGCAGCUAUUGUCAAGUGUCAUGUAGGCAAGGGUGUCGCUAUUCUCAGUAGUCCACACAUUGAAUAUGACAGCAACAGUCUGAAUGCAGAGGACAAGGAUAUUAAAAAACUUAUUCCACAUCUUGUAAAUUCAGACACUCAUGAGCAUAAAUGUUUUAGAUCCAUGCUCAGUCACCUUGGCUUGACUCUGAGUUACUGAGGUUGGAUCAGCAUAGUUACACCUAGACUACAUUUCACUCGGAGUUUCUAGAUUAAGGCUUGGUUGACUCUUAAAGAGUCAUUAGAUUGAUCAGCGUGUUGCUGUGAUAGUUGACUCUGAGUCACUUUGGUCAGAACAUCAUAGUUACACCUUGACUACAUGGGUAGUUUGACUGAGUUUCUUGAUCAAGGCUUGGUUGACUCUUAAAGAGUCAUUAUUUCAAGACUGAUUGACUCCGAGUCUCUAAGGUCAGAUCAGCAUUGUUACAUUUAGACUACAUGGGGUUUUUGACUCUGAGUCCCUAGAUCAAGGCUUGGUUGACUCUUGAGUCAUUAGACUGAUCAGUGUGUUGCUGUUGUAGAUCAUGACUAACUUGACUCUUGAGUGACUAGAUUGGUCAUUCAUUUAACUUGGUUAAUAGCUACUACAUCAUUAAUAUUGAUUCCAACUCAGUAUUUUUGUUUGUGUCUUGAACCUGAUUAAGAAAGUUCUCUAAAGAUAAAUACUGUUACCAGUACCGUAUUUACCCAGAAAACCCCCAUACCUAGUCAUAUUUAAGCCUACCCAUAGCUAUUGUAGUUUGGUUAUAAUGCCAACAGAUGCAUUUUAUUAUCCUAUACUCAAGCCCCACCCUUACUUUGUGUUAAAAUAUUUUAUGUAAGCUGCCAGGAAAUAGAUCGGGAUAUUUACAUAAAAUUUGUUUUGUAUCUCAAGGCAAACCAUGCACCAUAAGAUUUUGUCUUGCACAAUGUGAUAUUUUUUUGAAAGAUAACUUCUUUUUUUUAUUCAUUUACAAUUUAUUUUUCAGUAUUUUAUUUUUCACUCACUUGCCAUAUCAGAGAACAAAUUCUUAUAUUGGCUUUAGAACUGGCUGGUAAUCUCGGUUAGAUAAUGGUAAACAUAUCUUGUGUAGCCCUGCAAAAUGCAGCACAGCUGUUAAAGAACAUUAACAUCAGAACAGAAAACAAGUGAAUGUUUUCCUUAUAGAAAUUAUUCUAGUCGUCCUGUCAUUUUUGUAUACGAAUUGCUAACCAAUUGUUGGUUGAGAACAAAUUAUGACAGAAAUUCAUGAAUGAAUAAGUUGAAUUAUUUAGAAAUAUGUGAUCCAGUUUGCACAGUAAUUUAGUAAGUUUACAUGCAUGUGAUAUAUAUGUGUGAUGUAAGCGAGUUUAAAACGUUGAAGUUUUCGUGUGAAAUAAGAACUGAACAAAUUGUUUAAAAAGAACGGAUUUACUGUGUCUUUGGAACAUUUGUACAUUACAUUUAAUUUUCUUUUUUUUUUAAAUUUCAAGUUGAAGAUUCAAGAUUAUAUUGACAAAUGGGUGAGAUAAGCAACAUUUCUAUGGGUUCUAUUACAUUGCAUCCAUCCUCUUCCCCAGUAAAUGGCGGGGUGUGUUUAUGGGGAACAGGAAGGCUUUUUAGGUUUAUUAUGGUAGUACUAUUGUAGAUGAUACAUUCAUUCAGAUGUUAUUUGUUUCAAAAAAUUAAAUAGUAUAAUAUAUUCUUGUUAUGUUUAAUUUAUAAUUUAACAAAAGUAUGUAAUCAAGAUAAUUAUGUUGGCAUUAAUUUAUUUGUAUGCAAUUCUUACUUUGUUUACUGAUAUAAAAAUAUUUCAUGAGGAUUUGUGUUUUUUUUAUUACUGUAUUAUUAUUAUACGUGUAAUUAUUAUUUGUUUUUGCAGUGCUGUUUUUGCUAUUUCUUUGUGGGAUCUGUUUAAUCUUGCUCAAAGAUAUAUUACAAGAUAUGUUGUUUUUUUUAAUGUGUCAGUGUGAAGUGUAUAUAUAUAAUGCAGAUAGCAAGAAAAAAAUUGAAUGAAUAUAAAGUAUUUUGUUAUAGAUAUGAUAAGUAGAGUGUGGUGUGAAGUAUAUUAUAAUGUAGAGAGUAAGUAAAUUUUGUAUGGAUGUUAAGUAAGUUGUUAUAGAUAUAAGUAGAGUAUGGUGUGAAGUAUAUUAUAAUGUAGAGAGUAAGUAAAUUUUGUAUGGAUGUUAAGUAAGUUGUUAUAGAUAUAAGUAGAGUGUGGUGUGAAGUAUAUUAUAAUGUAGGGAGUAAGUAAAUUUUGUAUGGAUGUUACGUAAGUUGUUAUAGAUCUGAUAAGUAGAGUAUGGUGUGAAGUAUAUUAUAAUGUAGGGAGUAAGUAAAUUUUGUAUGGAUGUUACGUAAGUUGUUAUAGAUCUGAUAAGUAGAGUAUGGUGUGAAGUAUAUUAUAAUGUAGGGAGUAAGUAAAUUUUGUAUGGAUGUUCAGUAUGUUGUUAUAGAUAUGAUAAAUAGAGUAUGGCGUUAAGUAUAUUAUAAUGUAGAGAGUAAGUUAAUUUU
This is a messenger RNA of Pecten maximus, 3541 nucleotides long. RefSeq names its product biotin--protein ligase-like. The transcript has 4 exons. Gene Ontology annotation, cellular component: cytoplasm. Lineage: Eukaryota; Metazoa; Mollusca; Bivalvia; Pectinida; Pectinidae. Gene Ontology annotation, molecular function: biotin--[biotin carboxyl-carrier protein] ligase activity. Bases 56 to 1228 code for a protein of 390 amino acids. The record is from RefSeq and is a predicted model, not a curated record.